Messenger RNA from Symbiodinium pilosum, 986 nucleotides. NCBI's taxonomy places the organism in Eukaryota, Dinophyceae, Suessiales, Symbiodiniaceae. The record is from the annotation of a GenBank genome assembly.
AAGAUUUUAAAAGGACUCUGUGACGGCAGCCUCGUCUUGGACUCCAAGAUGAUCGUGCGUGGUUCUUCAUCUUGCCUCCAGCGCCUACUCUCCACCCAGAACAAUUUUGAGGGGACUGACUUCAGCUCACUCAUUGACUGCCACGACAGCAAGAAGAAGUUUGACACCCUUGUAAGAACAUCCGUGAGAUCACAAGCCAAUGAUGCAGAGGCUGCUCCACCCUCAUGCUUACGGGUCAGCUUGUCAGAUGGCACACAGCGUGUGCCAGUGGAUGUCUUCCACGCGGUUUUGCCAGGCCUCUUUGGUGCCGAGGAGCCACAUCACAUCCUUGCAUUGGUGGAGGACACUGCUAGCCGCGAGGCUCCCCUUGCCAAGCAUGGUUUCCCAGAGUGGCAUCAAAUCCCUGAGAUGAACAAGGCGAGGCGCUGGCCCUUUUCGUUGCCGAGCGAGUCCGCAGGCUCUUCAAGUCGGUCAGAAGCCGCCUCAACCGCACAUGCGCGAAGCAAUGAGAUCUUGGAGGUCUUGCAGGACUUGGCCGAAGCCACCUUUCUUGUCGACCCCUGCUCCCCAGAUGUAGACCUCUUGGAGGCUCACCUGAGGUUCGACAGAAGGCUCCCUACACGGCAGCCACCUUCGAUGAGGAUGCUCAGCAAGAUUAACGAGUGGGAUGACUUUCAGGGGUUGCUGAGGGCCUACGCCAUGAGUGUGCUGCAGGGGGCCCCCGACUUGCCAGUUGCGCUGCGGGCCAUGCAGGUACGAAUUCCUGGGGCUCCCCGGAAGUUGCUCAAGGCCAGGCAGGUUCGACUGAGCCUUGCAAAUCGCAGCCGGGAAUUUGGGCAGCCGAUCUUCCUUUACCUUCACUUGAAGAAUUUCAACAAGAAGGAGGCGUGGCCAAGUUAUGUUACCGGCCUGCAGCACGAAGCGCUCGUGGAGCGGCCGGACGACGAUUCCAGCGAGGACCAAGAGGUGUUGCCAGAUGACGCUUU